Messenger RNA from Gekko japonicus, 814 nucleotides. RefSeq names its product prolyl 3-hydroxylase family member 4 (non-enzymatic) (gene P3H4). Gene Ontology annotation, cellular component: endoplasmic reticulum. The annotation marks the transcript as partial. The transcript is spliced from 5 exons. Gene Ontology annotation, biological process: peptidyl-lysine hydroxylation; collagen fibril organization. Gene Ontology annotation, molecular function: protein binding; collagen binding. The record is from RefSeq and is a predicted model, not a curated record. NCBI's taxonomy places the organism in Eukaryota, Metazoa, Chordata, Lepidosauria, Squamata, Gekkonidae.
GGCGCGGCGCUCGGGGAGCUGCUGUCCGGCGGCGCAGCGGACGAGUGGCUUCGGGAGAUGGACCUUUUCGGGCGCGUCCUCCAGCGCGCCUCCUGCCUGCGGCGAUGCAAGCGCGGCCUGCCCGCCUUCCAGCUCCGCUACCCGCCGGCCGAGACCCUGCGGGACUUCCAGCGGCGCACCCCUUACCUCUACCUGCACUACGCGCUCUACAAGGCAAAUAAGAUCGAGAAGGCCGUGUCCGCAGCUCACACUUUCCUGCAGAAGAACCCCAAGCACGAGGUGACACAGAGGUACCUGAAUUACUACAAAACCAUGGUGGAUGUGGAUGAGUACCUCGUAGACCUGGAAGCACAACCGUAUGAGACCGUUUUCGUGCGAGCUGUGAAGCUGUAUAACAGUGGGGAUUUCAGGAGCAGCAUUGCUGACAUGGAGCACGCAUUAGCCGAGUACUACAAGGUUUACGAGAACUGUUUGGCUGGGUGUGAAGGCAGCUAUGAGCUCCGUGACUUUAAGGAUUUCUAUCCAGCCAUUGCAGAUCACUUUGUCGAAGUCCUGCAGUGCAAAGUGGGUUGUGAGGCUGACCUGACCCCAAACGUAGGUGGCUACUUUGUGGAGAAGUUUGUAGCCACAAUGUAUCACUACCUUCAGUUUGCCUAUUACAAGUUGAACGACAUCAAGAACGCAGUUCAGAGUGUGGCCAGCUACAUGCUCUUUGACCCUGGAGAUGAGGUCAUGCAGCAGAACCUGGUCUAUUACCGCUUCUACCGUGAACGCUGGCACCUGGAAGAGGAAGACUUCAACCCACGGCCGGUGA